Molecule: messenger RNA, 1902 nt
Organism: Serendipita indica DSM 11827
Lineage: Eukaryota; Fungi; Basidiomycota; Agaricomycetes; Sebacinales; Serendipitaceae
Source: the annotation of a GenBank genome assembly
AUGGAUAGACGCAAUCGUUUCUCGCCAGAUCCCGUUCUUCAGUCGCUACGAGCCCGUGCGGUGAGCCAGCCGCCCCGGUCAUCAGGCGUACCAGAAUAUCCAGCGUUUGCAUUUCCAGAGGUCGGAACAUCUCCUCAUCAGCGGUCUGCGCAAUCUCCAGCUCGCGAACGCCCCUGGGGCCAGCGACUCGGCCGCUCCCCCGCCGCGGUUUCUCGCAUGGCCCAGGGUCAGUUGAGGUCCGCAUCCUUCUCUGCUUCAGAGUACCCACAGGAAAACGACAUUUGGAGACCAAGCGGAAGCCAUUUCCCUUCCACCUUUGAGGACGAUGAAGAAUCCUUGGAUGCAUGGACGGAUAAUUUCACAGGCCAACCACGCUCAUGGGCCAAUACUGAGUCAAGAUAUCGACCUCAUCAAAUUCCUGGUGCACGAAGCAGAAGUCUUGUCCCGACUCAUGGUCUCUCCCCCACAAACUUCAAUGGUCCACCGAACGACUGGAACGAUCGAGGUCUUUCCAUAUCGAUAGAUCAACGAUUUCUCGAUGGGUAUCCGACCUCUCGUCUCAACGGCUCGAGGGCACAUUCACUCCAAGGUACUUCGUCGAUGCCAGCCGCGCUCGCUCAUCGGGGUUCGCAACAAGAGAUUUCCAACCUAAGCCCCUUUUCUCGAGACCGUCUCGGGUCUCGACUAGGCAAUGAAGAGCUGCCGGGCGGUUAUGAUCCUUGGUCCCCCAUCAUGAGUUCCAUGAGGGAGGAGGAACCUGGGAGUGGAGCAACGAGUCGCCGGCACAGUGUGAGCGUUGUCCAACCUCGCACACGUGGAGUCGGAUUUGCAGCAAGUGCUGCUCCCAGCGGGGACGACGGUAAUACCAGCAGUCGCAUGCCAGUCAACGCUAGCAUGGCCAUGUUCUCAGACGAGGAACUGGCCGGCAACUUUGGUGUCCUCAACCUGAAUAGCAACUCUUCGCCAGUCACCGACCUUCUUCCGACGGGGACCUCCUCCUUUCCAUACUCAUCAUCCCGUCUCGGUGUUCAUGCCUACGGCAGAGCGAGGAACAAUGGCAUGCAUGGCUACCCGAACAUUGACACCCACCUACAGCGUAACCGAACACCGUCGGACGGCAGGUCGCCCGUUGGUGAGGCCACGUACGGCUCAGGGAAAGCAACAAACAUGGAUCAACUAAGUGUAGCUCUGAAUCAAGCUACACGCUCUGGAAAUGCGUCGCCUCUGGCUGCCUCUCAUUCCAGAGACUCAUCUCCUGGUCAAGAUGGCAAGGAGCCAUCACCUUCGGCGCAGGGAGAUCAUUAUAUAAAUGACCCCCACCCAUACGACCGUCAGGUAUCGGAAGCGAGUCAGGGUAUUGGGAUUGACGACGUUCCUCGAACAUCUCGGCUUGUGCUCCUCGAAUUUAAGCUCGGCCGCAAAGAGGUUUUCUUCUGUGAUGCAAACCUUCGUGUCGCAAGAGGUGACAGAAUGAUAGUCGAAGGUGACAGAGGCAAGGAUAUCGGCGUGGUAGUGGAUCCCGAUGUGGAAAGGAGUUGGCUCACCGCGCAACGACAUGGCCUAGGAGCAGACUCAAUGGGCUCUGCUCUACACACUAAAGCGAAGAGAGCAUAUGCCAUUGCCGGACCACAAGAGGCGCAGGACCUCGCAAAGAAAGAAGAAGACGAGCAGAAGGCAUUGCAACUAUGUCAAAACAAAGUUCGCCAGAAGAAGCUACCGAUGCAAGUCGUAGAUUGUGAAUUUCAAUGGGACCGACGCAAGUUAACAUUUUAUUUCAUCGCUGAAUCCAGAAUAGACUUCCGUGAUCUGGUUCGGGAGCUCUUUAGACUGUACAAAACUCGUAUAUGGAUGUCAUGUAUCUCCGGUCCUCUCGCGGGACCGACAGCCAAUGUCGUGUACUAA